This is a messenger RNA of Arachis ipaensis, 1152 nucleotides long. RefSeq lists its product as uncharacterized. The record is from RefSeq and is a predicted model, not a curated record. NCBI's taxonomy places the organism in Eukaryota, Viridiplantae, Streptophyta, Magnoliopsida, Fabales, Fabaceae.
AUGCAGAUAAAACUGUUGAAACAGAAUGCAGACGAAACUGCCGGAAGAAAGGAGGCGCAGAUAGAAUGGCUGUUACCUGCAAAAGCGAUCCACAAACUCAAAUCUUCUUCAAAACUCUUUUCAGAGCUUCCAGAAACUCCAUACUUUGUAGCAAAACAAGCAGAAAACUCAUUGAAGAAAGAUCGUCCUUCAUGCUUCUUCAUUCAAAGAGAUGACAUUCUGAAUCACAACGACUGCGUCGAGUUGCAUCCUUUGCCGGGAGAGGAACUUUCCUCCUGUGUCCCUGAAAACAUGCUACGAUUCAUCGCAAGCUCGCGGCUCAUGAUUCUAAGCUCAAGCAACGGUUUACUCCUUUGUCUUCAUGGAACAGAAUUAUUUAUCACCAUUCCAGCAACUUGUUACCUUUUACAUAUUCCCCUCCCCAACCACUUGCAGCAGCGAGGGAAUCUUCAUAGUGUCUCCAUGACACUGGAAUACGACUCUGAGGAUUACAGGUUGAUUCUUUUUUACAAUGAAGAUUGGAGUUCACAUUUUGAUUGCCAUGUUUAUAGUCAUAAACAAAGUGUUUGGAGCUUAAGGAAUAACCGUUUCUUUGCUGGACUUAGGGAUUUGAAAUUUGGCAUGCCUGUGAUUUGCAAUGGCGCUAUUCACUUCAUCUCGGAUUGCUAUAGUUAUCUUGCUAAAGAUAGCACUCAUUUUAGGUAUUAUAUCAUGUCUUAUAAAAUCACGAAUGGCGAUGAAGAUGAACGUGUUGAAACCAAGUUGUUAAGGGUUCCUAAAGAUGCAAGAAGGGGCUCCCAUGAUGACAGUUGCGAUAUGAAUAUUUUCAAGUGGGGAGCAGUUGAUGGCCAUCAAACUAUUUUCUUAGUGAAAUUGAGAAAGCGUGUAUUUACGGUUUGGAUUCUAGCAAACUAUGAAUCGAGUUCGUGGAGAAGGAUUAUGAAGGUGAGAGUGAAAGGAAUGGGUUUAGUGGAACAGAACCCUGAGAUCAGACGCUUUACCAUUUUGAAUGGUGAUCUUGUUUUUGCUACGAACAAAAAGAUACUCUUCGUCUAUGUGGAAUUGGUGCAAAAAAUUUUGCGUCCUUAUCUACAAUUAAGGAAACAUGACCAAGUCGAAAAACAUGUUCUUGAUGUGGUUCAGGCACCAUGA